Messenger RNA from Phialemonium atrogriseum, 972 nucleotides. RefSeq names its product putative vesicular integral-membrane protein vip36 protein. Bases 1 to 972 code for a protein of 323 amino acids. Gene Ontology annotation, biological process: endoplasmic reticulum to Golgi vesicle-mediated transport. The record is from RefSeq and is a predicted model, not a curated record. Gene Ontology annotation, molecular function: D-mannose binding. Gene Ontology annotation, cellular component: endoplasmic reticulum membrane; Golgi membrane; endoplasmic reticulum-Golgi intermediate compartment. The transcript has 4 exons. Lineage: Eukaryota; Fungi; Ascomycota; Sordariomycetes; Cephalothecales; Cephalothecaceae.
AUGUGGCUGAGGUCGACGCUGUCGGCCUUGUGGCUGGCCACGUUUGCUUGGGGGGCCGUUUCCACGGAUGAGGAUGGUACCGUCAGGAGCAUAGGACUGAGGACACAUACACUCGUCCAGCCUUACCUCGACUCGGACAUGCAAAGCCGGUGGUAUGAUUUUGGCGGCGACACGAUUAUCCGCACAGAUCAAUACAUACGGUUAACGUCAGACCGCCCGUCACAGACUGGACACCUGUGGUCAAGGGUUCCUCUCACCGCCACAAACUGGGAGAUUGAGGUGGAAUUCAAGAUCCAUGGCAAGAACCAGCUAUACGGUGACGGCUUCGCCAUGUGGAUCACCAAGGACCGCACAAAGACAGGGCCUGUGUUUGGCAGUGCUGACAACUUUGAGGGCCUGGGUGUUUUCUUCGACACGUAUAAGAACCACCGCCCGGGUGUUGUCUUUCCAUUUGUCAUGGCCAUGGUCGGUGAUGGCAAGUCAUCAUACGACAAGGACACGGAUGGCAAGAGCACCGAGUUUGCGGCCUGCUCCGCAAGGGGCAUCCGCCAUGCGACGGUGCCUACCAAGUUCCGCCUGACCUACUUCCAGGACAAGUAUCUGAAACUGGAGCUGCAGUAUAAGUCUGAGGGCGAGUGGACUCUUUGCUUUGAGACGAACGAGCCUCCCGCGAUCCCCCAGGUGGCCUACCUUGGCUUCAGCGCUGAGACAGGCGAGCUGAGCGACAACCACGACAUCAUCUCAGUCAACGCGAAGAACUUGUAUACUUCGCAGCCUAGCACACAGGCGGCCACCCCUGGAAGCGGGAGGGGCAAGAAGGCUCAGACCAAGAGUCAGAGCCAGGACAAAGCAAAGAGUGGUGGCAGCUGGACCUGGUUCUUUACGAAGAUUAUCCUCUUCUUCAUGGUUAUCGGUGGUGGUUAUGUUGGAUACACUGCAUGGAGAACCAGCAAGAGGCAUCACCGAUAUUAG